GAUGGCGAAGGCAUAUCCCGCCCUACUCGCUGCCUGUUCUUGUUUGGGUUGGUUCUAAACGGUCUCUGGUUAGGUAUAGACAGGAGGAGUUGGUCAUGGUAACAACGUCAGGUUAGCGUUAAGCCAAUCAAUGGCAGAGUAAGAUAGAGUAGGGCGGGGCAUGCCUGCUCCAUCCUAGGAAAUAAAAUACUCUCGCAUACCGUUCUUGUUUUCACCGUUUUGACAGCUCGAACUAAACGUUCAAUUAAAUCUGCCUGCUUGUAUAUGUUUUGUCUUUUCUACCAUACUUUUGGAGCAGUUUCCGACUUGAAUAAUCGACCCGACUAGCUGUAACACUAACAUCACGGUCUGUGAAACCGUCAAGGAAGUAAAAAUGAGUCGCGGUCGGAACCCUCCUCCCCGGGGUCAAGGGGCAGCGCGAGCCAAACAGAUGGGGCUGCUUCUUGACCUGGCCCCGGACGGAGGGAUGGAUGAUGAGGGAAAUGAUGAAGACCUGGAGGCAGAGCUGCUGAAUCUGGUGGGAAGAGGUGGAGGAAGAUCACAAGGAAAGAAAGCUCCUGUUCCCAUGGCUGACAUAGAGCAAAUGGCAGCUCUUUGUAUGAAAGACCUGGAUGAUGAGGAAAUGGGAGAUGAAGAUUUGGAAGAUGAUGAAGAUCUGCUGGCAGAACUGAAUGAGGUUUUAGAGGAUAAUGAGGAACAAACUCUUCCUGCUGUCACGCCGACUGGUCCUAAAGUGAACGUCACAUCCCACUCUGCUCCUUCUGCUGCUGCCAGUGGUGCAACUGGGUUGGAGUCUCGCCUGUUGGAACGCAUUGAAAUGUAUAAGGGAGCCAUUUCCAAUGCCAAGGCUGCAGGGGAGACAAGUAAAGUUCGAAGAUACGACCGUGGGUUAAAGACUCUGCAGACAAUGUUGACAUCUGUCAGGAAAGGAAAAGCGGUCAAUGAGGAGGAGAUCCCGCCUCCAGUUGCGCUCGGUGGAAAUCCCAACAUCAAGGAAUCGAUUAAGGAACGAGAACUGCCAGAGCCCACGCUGAUGCCCUCUCCGCCCACAAACCAGAAACCUCUGAAGGAGGCUGCGCCAAAAGCUCCUAAUAUGAAGCCGCUCCAUCUGACCGUGCCCCAAAAGCCUGCUGUUGCAAUCACCCCGGAAACACCUGCCAUCUCUCCCCUCACCCCCAGCCAGCCUGACGCACAGCACUCCGAGCUGAAACAGGCUGUGUUGUCCAGACAAAGGGAGUAUAAGUUGGCGGCCAUAAAUGCCAAACAGAGUGGCAACAUAGACCAGGCAAAACAGCACUACUCUACUGCCAAGAAGCUGGACAUGCUGGUGGAGGCUGUGGACAGAGAUGAACCAGUAGACCUGAGCUCACUACCUCCUCCUCCUGGAGACGUAGUAGCAAAACACUGUGCACCUCCUCCUCCUCCUCAGUCUUCCUCUAAACCUGCUGCCCCCGCUGCACCUGCACCCACCCAGGUGGCCAGUGCCGAACUGCCUGCUCCCAGCAAUUUGGCAGAAGCCCUGCAGCAGAGAAUGGACAUAUACAAGUCAGCAGCAGAGGGAGCCAAGAGCAAAGGAGAUGAUCGUAAGGCUCGCAUGCACCAGCGCAUUAUCAAGCAAUACCAGGAUGCCAUCAGAGCUCACAAAGCUGGGCGACCUGUCACUUUAUCGGAUCUACCUGUACCACCAGGCUGCCCACCACUUCAGGGCUCAGAGGGGGGUCAACAGAACUUCAUGGGUGUCCUGGAAACGGCUAUGAAAAUAGCUAAUCAGGAUGCAGACGCAGGAGAGGAAGAAGAGGAUGGACAAAGAGAGGCUGCCAAGCCCGCAGUGCGUCCACCUACCCAAAAGGCUAAGUCUCCAGCUCCUCAGGCCCCGGGGGGCUCCUCAGUUCCAAAACUAGGAACUAAAGCCCAGCAGCAAGUGGAUUUACUGUUGCUAAGGCGACAGGCUUUUUUGCGUGCAGCGCUGCGCUCCAAACAGAUGAAGGACAUGACUGGAGCAGCACAGCAUCUCAGACAUGCCAAGGGACUGGACCCCAUGAUCACUGCUGCCAAGUCCGGCCUACCUGUCGAUAUCACCAAGAUUCCCAGUGCUCCAGUAAGUGAGGAGGACUACUCCCUUGCUCGCUCCCGCACCUCCCCUCUCUCCCAACGCUCCAGUGAACAGUACCACGGCCUCAUGGAUCUUUUCCGGAAGCAGCAUGAGAAAUGUUUGGGAUACUCUCAACAGCUCACACUUGUGGGCAAUGUGUCUGAGGCUCUGAAGUUUGAGAGGCUAGUUGAGGAGUGUAUGAAGAACAUAGAGAUUCUGAAGAAUGCACACGCCAAGGGCCAGCCGGUCCCCAAGUGCCGCACAGAGGAGAGGACCUUCAACAUUAUCAAGACCAACUCCAACCUGACACCUAAUGACCUGAUACUGUACAUAAUCAAAGGCAUCAACCUACCGGCUCCCUCAGGUGUCUCACCCAACGAUCUGGAUGCCAGUGUGAAGUUUGAGUUUCCUUUUCCCAGCGCGGAGGAGGCUCAAAGGGACAAAACAAACACAGUAAAGAGCACCAACAGCCCAGAGUUUAAAGAGAAUUUCAAACUCAACAUCAACCGCACCCACAGAGGCUUUAAACGAGUCAUCCAGUCCAAAGGCGUCAAGUUUGAAAUUGUCCACAAGGGAGGCCUGUUUAAGACAGACAAAGUUGUGGGCACUGCUCAGCUGAAGCUCGAGGCUCUAGAAAACCAUUGUGACAUUAGAGAGAUAAUUGAGGUGAUGGAUGGACGUAAACCUUCAGGUGGCAAGUUGGAGGUGAGGGUGAAGAUCAGAGAGCCUUUAUCAGGAGUUGAUCUCCAGCCGGUGACGGAGAAGUGGCUGGUUCUCGAUCCUGUAACCCCCCUUUCUCCUCCAGAGAGACAAAAGGAAAGGGCUCCAUCUCCUCGGUCUAAACCCAGACAUGAAUCGAGCAGCAGGAGCAGUCAUCCCAACACCACUCCUCCCCAGUACAAACUCCACAGCUUCAGCCUCCUCAACUAUGACAGGGAGCGGCUGGAGAGAAAGAUUGCGGAGUACCGAAAGGCACGACGGGAUCCCCCAUCUGACCUCGUCCAUCAACACAAAGAGGUCACACACAGACUGCAGUGGCAGAAGGCACAGCUGGAGCGGGCCUCUUCUGCUCUACUGACAGAGUAUGAAAAUGUGCUGCAGCGCUCAGUCCAAGGGUAUGCUGACUCUGUGAAGAAGUACUCCAGCCAAGGCAACAGGGACGCUGCCAAGGAUUCACUUGGCAAGUUGAAGAUGGUAGAGAAUGAGCUGGAAUCGCUUCGAAGGAAACGCACAGGUUGAGAGUAAGGGAGUGGAGACUUGGCUGGAGUACUGUUAUAUCAUCUCUCUCUUUCACUCUCUUUCUCAUACACACUCAUAAAAAAACACUACAGGGGGUACUUUAAGCACCUUUAGCAUGAUUCUAUGCUGCCCAUGUCCAUGACAACUGCAUGAACCAACCGGACAGUUCAGUCAAUUGAUCAUAUAACUUGUGUCACUAGUGGUUAGUUGCCUGCCACAGUAAUUAAAAAGAAAUCUACAAGAAACUACAAAGGGACACAGAAAUCAAAGCAAGCAUUGAAAUGUUUAAGGGAGAAACAGGCUUAUUUGCACUUAAACACUAGAGAAAGCUGCUUUUAAUGCACAUCGUUACAAACCUUACCUGUUCUGUUCAUUGAUGUUUUUUUCAGUCCCAUUUUUUCCUUUGAGAAUUGUUGGUGAAAGAUCCAUCAGAAGAUUUAUAAGUUUUACAUUUGGCCCCAGCUCAGUGAGUCUGUCAAUGUCCACAGAUGACCAAAAAAUGUGCGUGUGCGUGUGUUCUGAAGUGUGUUUAACCAAUCGACUAAGGUGUUUUUAACCCCUUUUCCCAUAUUUUAUGUGUGUAAUGAGCUUAAUCUAAUCUGUCUGCUCCAGUGUUCCCAGAUUACAGUAAUCUGCUCCGUUUGGAGUGGUGUGAUAUGGGAAUAAAAAAAACGGGGCUUCGGGGCGCCGCAGCCUACAUCCCAUAACGAGGGAUUAGUGUUUGUGUCACCAAGGAGACGACUAGAUCAGACGUAGAGUCGCCUUUGGGGCUGGAAAGAGGGGGUGUUAGCAGCGUGCCAUGAAUGUGGUAGAAGCUUAGCUCUGCAAAAGGAUUGCUUCUUCUUCAUCAUCAGCUGUUUCUUUGUUGUUGUAUUCUUCAUCUUCACUUUCUUCACACUAAUUCGGUAUAUUCAAAGAUUAUUCAGAGUCAUGAGUAAUAGGCCGCUCCAUUUGGAUUUUCUUUAAACUCUUCAAUAAUAUUAAGCCCAUUAUGUUGUCGAUUAGAAAAUAAUUAACAGCUGCUGACUCAGCUUGCUGCUUUUUUCCAUAGAUUUUGGCAUAUGCAGUUUACAAAACCAUAUUCUUACCCACUGAGAUCUCCAGUGGCAGCACAGUGGAUGCUGAAUAUUCUGCCCACAGGAAGACAACUCAAUAUGUGUCAGUGAUGCUGGGUAAUUGCUCAUUUCUAUUUCUGUUGCCCCGUAGACAACUCUGUCAUAGAGACCCUUGUCAUUCCUCUCUACUUUACACCUAUUGUGGCUGUGAAGUCAAGGGAACAAAUAUCAGACAAAUCCUGUAAAACUUUAAAAAGAUGUGUGACAAAUACAGAUGCCUUUAAAUUAAUCGUUUGCCACAACAACACUAGAUGUCCAAAAACAGGAAUGUGACAAAUAUGUCUGUUUAGAGGACAGAUGUUUCUUCUGUGUGUUGGACAACCUGCUAACCUGACAGCAGAUUCUGUGGACCCACGUUGACGGCAUGCAGCCGGGAUGUAGCAAACUAGUUCAAAUGAACCUUACUUUAUAUUUUCAUUUGACUCUUCAAUGUGGAUGAUGUCUGUUAACUCCACUGAUUUUUUUUUUUUUGGUCACGUGAAACAGCACAUAAUCAUGUUUGCCCUAAUCCACUCACUGCUUCACCCCAUUAGCAAAUAAUCCUAGUUAAAAUUGACCUGAUAUGGCCCUCCAUAUAACACGCCUUCCCCCAAUUUUUUUUUUUAAUCUAUCAGGAGAGGAUAUCUGUUGACUCUUUGUAAAUGGUAUGUUAUGGUGCUUUUGAUCAGCUGAUAUUCUUUUAGAUGGACAGAUGAUUGCUUAUAGUGGCAUGAUAACUUUUAGUUAAUUAUGAGGUGGCUCUGGAAGGACUACUGUUUGCCAAUGUGUGUUUGCAACUUUUAGCUCCUUAAUUACAAGGCUUGUAAAACAUUUUUUUGCUUUUUUUGCUGUACACAUUUUUGCUGACAAUUUUUCAAUGUAUGCAGCACAGUUUCAGAUUUAUGUAUUUUAUUUGUUAUUUAUUUGAAAAACUGCAUUAACGACGAAGAUUAAGCUGCUGUCACUUUGACAAAAAUGAAUGCAGUCUCAAUGAUUUACACAUUGGUUUAAAUGGUUUUCAUACUGCAUGGAAAUUAAUUUAAAAAAAUCAAUGGCUGCCUGAAUUUGUUAAAGAAAAAAUAGGAUUACAGACUAAUUAUUUGGUCUACAAUGCCAAAAAAAACAAGUCUUCAAUUUUCUUGUUUUGUUAUAGACGACAUUCAAACCCAGAGAUAUUAAGCAUACUAUAAUAUAAGAUGAAGAAAAACUACAAAUUCUCAGAAUUUAGAAAUUGGAUAUAGGGAAGGUUGUGUUUUGGCUUGAAAAGGGAUUUAAACAAUUCAAUUAUUAAAUCAAUCUUAAAAAAAAAUCUUUUUUUUAGGACAAGCUGUGAUAUAAACUAGUUUGUAGUUAAUGGGCUAAAACAUGCAAACCACCACUUUGGUUCUUUAACAGAAAAUGUGUUUUUCUGAUUUAAAAAGUCAAGUAGUAAAAUGGUGAAUAAGAAGAUGUAGCUCUGAGGGGGGGGGUUGCGUAGCAGCACUCGCGUGGUUGAACGUUGUUAAACGCACACAGAAGUGCAGCUGACCGUCACGCCGUUCUCUAACUCCAAAACCUUUAACCCUUUGUCACCUCAGACACACACAUCACCCCACUGCUCUAGUAACCUCACAGCCUCUGAGGCUGUCAUGUUGUCAUAGCAACGAGCUCAUCAGCAUUCAGUGUGGUAGUUGGAUGGUCAGGACCCAGGGAGAGGGACAUAUUGUCAAAGUUUGUCCUGCUGGUGACUCACACUCCUUUCUCACAUUUACAAGACACCACACACACACUCGUCACUCUUUCUAAUUGUAUUGGUUGUUUGGCUCUCCUCUCUGUUUGAUCCUACUCUGUAAUCUGGCUGCACUCCAUUUAAAAAGGAGAAAGUUUAGUGAAUUGUUUGUCAUUAUUGGUAAUAUUUCUGUCCUGAUCUGCUGCAGUAAAUGUAUUCUUCUGGUCUUGGGAACAUACUAUUCUUAAACCUAUGACAUUUUUUAAUCCAUUAAAUCAUGUAAGGGCAAUCAACAUAAAUGUAAUAUUUGUAUACAGUAAAUAUACAGCAUUAUAUACUCCGUCUCUAUUUUUAUGUGUAAGUCAUGAUUUGUGCAGCUCAGACGGGGAAUGUAUGAAGGACUGAUUGUUAAGGCUUUAUUAUGUAUGAGGUUGGUGUGAACAUGAAUAAAAUGGUGGAACAGCA
This is a messenger RNA of Etheostoma spectabile (orangethroat darter), 6598 nucleotides long. RefSeq names its product coiled-coil and C2 domain containing 1A (gene cc2d1a). NCBI's taxonomy places the organism in Eukaryota, Metazoa, Chordata, Actinopteri, Perciformes, Percidae. The record is from RefSeq and is a predicted model, not a curated record. Gene Ontology annotation, molecular function: DNA-binding transcription repressor activity, RNA polymerase II-specific.